Messenger RNA from Penicillium salamii, 1698 nucleotides. The record is from the annotation of a GenBank genome assembly. Lineage: Eukaryota; Fungi; Ascomycota; Eurotiomycetes; Eurotiales; Aspergillaceae.
AUGCUUUCCAGCCUUAUUUCUCGCCUUCGCCGAGAGCGCACCCAAAAUCGACUUGCUUCGGAUGGUCCAAGGGAAGAAAGUCUGGAGCUAGACAGUCACCCACUGUUGGAGUCAGACACUGAGGAUAAACCUCGAAGCGAUCAGAAUGAAGCAGGAUACGCGGAAAGCAAGUCAAGCAUUCCACCUCCCAGACCCGUGGGCGCCAGCUGGGCCAGCCUCCCGAACAAGACUCAAGUGAUCUUGUUGUUACUGGUGAAAUUUUCAGAACUCGCCUAUCGAUCUUCGACACGGACAUAUCUUUAUUCUCAGCUAAAAUGGUUCGAUCCCUCGUUACCCGAUUCUGUGGUGUCCACGCAAGCUGGCACCAUCCAAGGAUUCUCGACAGCCGUCCGAGUGGGCAGUGCAAUUAUUGUCGGUCGCUUAGCGGAUAAAGCAAGCAUCGGAAGAAAAAAUAUGCUUCUCUUGGGUUUGUUCGGCUAUGCAGUCUCGUCUAUUGGAUUGGCCUUUUCAAGGUCAUUCUUCACUGCCGCGAUGUUUCAAGCCGCAGGGGGCCUACUUGAUGGAAAUGCUGGAUUAGUUCGCACCGUUCUGGCGGAGACGGUGAAAGAAAAACAGUAUCAAACCCGGACCUUUACGCUGCUUGCCGUAUUCGCCAACAUGGGGGGAGCAAUCGGGCCCAUUAUCGGUGGAGUCCUAGCUGAUCCUGUCAACAGCUAUCCCACGGUCUUUGGGCCCGGUCCUCGUGGAUGGAUGACUAAAUGGCCCUACGCUCUCCCUAGCCUUGCGAGUGCCUUGCUGUGUUUGCUUGUCGUCGUCAUGUUAUCUUUAGGUCUUGAUGAGACGAGUGAGGCAGCUCGCCACCGAACCGAUCUGGGCCGGCGAGCAGGGAUACUAAUCGCCUACGGCUUGUGCUCGCCUCGGACGCGCUACUCAUACCGACCUUUGGGUGAGAAUGAAAUGAUUGAUAGAGGCCAAGACGAUGUGGCGAGAAGUGAAGUAGGCCUCAAUGACGCUUCAGCGAGUUCUCGCUCCUCUACCUCCCACGAAUCGUCGGGCAUCCGCUUCUUGCUGGUGCCGACCGUGUUGACACUGAUCUCGCGGUUCUUGUUCAACCUCCAUGACGUGACAUACAAUACUCUCUCCCUAGUCUUUUUCCCUGCUCCGCGUGCUUCCCUGUUGAAUGAUCAGGGAAUCCAUUUUGGGGGAGGGCUAGGGUUGACAACCUCGCAGGUCGGAAUAGCCAUGUCCAUCUCGGGGUUUAUCACUAUUCCCCUUUCUCUCCUCGUCUACCCCAACAUCUCAAACCGAUUGGGGAUUCUGCGCUCCUACCUCAUCUUUUUGCCAAUUGCUCUGCUCCUUUACGCAGUGACACCAUUUCUGGUGUUCGUCCCAGACCGAGAUCUCCCGCUGUGGCUUUCGAUCGGGGGACUUAUGUGUCUCAAGGCAAUUUCACGUACAUUCACUUGUCCGGCAUCAUCUAUUAUCUUGAAUAACUGCGUUCUAGACCCGAGUGUCAGAGGGACGGUGAAUGGAGUGGGAUCAAGUAUCACCAAUGCCGCUACAAGCAUCGGCCCAGCAGUCGGAGGAUGGGUCCUGGGUCUUGGAUUCAAAUACAACUUGGUGGGUGCAGCGUGGUGGGGACUGGUAGUAGUGGGAUUGGUACAGUGGUUUAUUCUAUGGCAUUUAAGACAUAAGUAG